Molecule: messenger RNA, 3377 nt
Organism: Gambusia affinis (western mosquitofish)
Lineage: Eukaryota; Metazoa; Chordata; Actinopteri; Cyprinodontiformes; Poeciliidae
Product: mitoferrin-2-like
Exons: 4
Coding region: 192-1388 (398 amino acids)
Biological process (GO): iron import into the mitochondrion
Cellular component (GO): mitochondrial membrane
Molecular function (GO): ferrous iron transmembrane transporter activity
Source: RefSeq, a predicted model, not a curated record
ACCUACAAUUUAGAAACAUCUGCGGUGCGCAUAGGUUUUCACCAGUUCAUUUAGCCACCAGUUAAUCUAUAACACCGGGGGACGGGGACAGGGACUAGGAGGUGAACAACCGGGAACAUUACAUUAACAGUAGGCUCUCCGGUGUACUCAGUAUAAGCACUUCUAUCGGACUUAACAGGUUCGCCUGCGUAAUGGAAGCGGACGGGUUUGUCCCCUCCUCGACCCUGGAAUCGCCGGCUGUUGAAAGGCGGGUCACGGGCACUAUAGCCGCGACGGGAUUUGGGAUUCUUGGCAACAGCGUCUUGGAUGCCACGGGGGGCUUCGUCGGGUCCUUUGCGCCGAGAAUGACGGGGGAGCCGGAUUUUGUCUCCAUGUUGCACCGAGCAACUCCCGAGCCCUCGGCCUCCGUUGAGCCAGAAGCAGACUAUGAAGGACUGCCUCAAGGAGCAGCUAGCAGCACACAUAUGCUGGCUGGAGCUGUGGCUGGAAUCAUGGAGCACUGUCUUAUGUAUCCCGUCGACUGCGUCAAGACCCGUAUGCAGAGUUUGCACCCGGAGCCGGGGGCGCGCUACCGUAACGUGAUGGACGCGCUGCGGCAGAUCGUACGCACAGAGGGGUUGUGGCGCCCCAUCAGGGGGGUCAACGUGCUGGCCGUGGGGGCCGGACCUGCACACGCUCUUUACUUCGCUUGCUAUGAGAAAAUAAAGUUUUCACUCAGCGACGCAAUUCAUCCGGGCACAAACAGCCACUUUGCAAACGGUGUAGCAGGUUGUGCAGCUACUGUCCUGCAUGACGCUAUCAUGAACCCAGCUGAAGUUGUAAAGCAGCGGAUGCAGAUGUUCAACUCGCCCUACCGCGGCGUUCUGGACUGCCUGGGCUCCCUGCUGAGACAGGAGGGUCCGGCGGCCUUCUACCGCAGCUACACCACGCAGCUGACCAUGAACGUGCCGUUCCAGGCGCUGCACUUCAUGACCUACGAGUAUCUGCAGGAGCUGCUGAACCCCCACAGACAGUACAACCCGUCCUCGCACGUCGUGUCGGGCGCUCUCGCCGGCGCCCUGGCUGCCGCGGCAACCACUCCCCUCGACGUCUGUAAGACGCUCCUCAACACGCAGGAAGCUCAAGCCGUCCAUGUGAUCCAGGCUGGAGCGGCAGCAGCGGCGGCCUCGGGUCCGGAGAGCCGCUACAUCUCCGGUCUGAGCGAGGCGUUCCGGACUGUGUACCGGACCGGAGGCGUGCCGGCGUUCUUUAAAGGCGUCCAGGCCAGAGUCAUCUACCAGAUGCCUUCCACCGCCAUCAGCUGGUCGGUCUACGAGUUCUUCAAGUACAUCAUCACGAAGCGGCAGCACGAAAAGAGGCUGCGUGGCGAUCGGGACGGAGACAAAUGAACCAGAUCUGGUGUUGCUAAUAAAUUCUCAGCUCCACAUUCGGUUCACAAAAGAAGGCGGGUUAAGGUUCUUGGCGCAAAAAAGUCAACUUUAUUUUGUUUACAGAAAUAAUGUGUAGUUCAUAUGAAAGUCCAGGGAAGGCAAGUUGACCUUUACGGGCUCUGAGUUCAACUCGGCGCCUGGAGGAAGCAGGAAGUUGUGACUCCAGCUGUGUUUUAUUCUAGCGUUCUUCUUGAUGAGCAUCUCCUAACUGGCUUUUUAAAGAAAAACGGAAAACAUCACGGACAUGUAUAGGAUGUAAAAGGUGCAGCUAUUUUCUAACCACCAGAGGGCGCAGUGUUGCACAGAUGCAACAGGAACGACCUAUAAAAACAUUGAGAAGAUUUAGGAGAGCGUUUGAGUUUGCCCCGUUUUUGCACAUUUCCGAAUGUUAUUAGCAGAUGACUGGAAGUCAAACUGUUCAGAGCAAAGAAAUAAGGAAAUGAAAACAAGGAAAGCAUCAGAAGAUAUCAGUAUGGAGCCAACAGAGAGAAAUGAUCACUGACAAAAGACAUGGGCCGGCAAGAGACGCUCGGUUUCAUGGUAUCACGGUUUUAACGCACAUGAUAUUAAUGCUUAUUCCUGAUUAAAUAAUAUAAUUUGAUACACUUAUUAGGGCUGAAAUUAUCGUCAACUAGUUUAGUAAUUUAAGUUUGCACUCAAAAACAAACCAUUUGCUUAAAGAUUAACAUUGUCGGAGCAGCAGUUAAGCCAAAGCUGUACAAAAAAAAUGCAUACAUUUAGCAUUUAAUAUGUAAACAAAUAAUUUUUUUGUCUGUAAAAAUUAUAUCUAAUUUAUUUCUGUUUAUAGGUAGGUAAAGUUUAUACCUACCUAUAAACUGUAGGUAUAACUACAGAAUAUAUAGUUAUACCUAAUAUCUCUAUGCUGAGAUUGAAAUAAAAUGUUUAUUCGGGGAACAAUUUUAGACUUUAAACCUGAUUCUGAAAAAAAUCAGUUUCUAACUUAAAGACUCACUUUAUUUUGGUAAGUUAGCAUUACAAAAAAAGAGAAAAAAACUAAAUACUGCUUUACAAGCCAAUAAAUUACUUUUUUUUAAAAAAGGGAAUUGACCUAAAACUUGUUACUGGUUGAUUUGAAAUCCUUCUUUUCUGGAUAUUUAGUGAAUAAUUUCAUCCAAAAAAAACUCUUGAAAAGUUGCGUUUGUAUCUUUAUUUAAAUAUAUUAAUUGGAGUUAAGAAAGGCGCAGAGGGCCACUUCUGGGUCCGGAGCCACAAGUUGCAGACCCCUGGUUUAAGCCAUGAUGCUGUUUAAUCUUUUCAGUUUGGUUUUGGUCGAUACGCCGGCCCAUUCUUACCUGACUUUGAAAAAUGUUCUCUCUGUCUUCAGGAUCCAUUCGGUCAGGCAUAUUGCAUUCUUCCUAAGUGAAUUUUAAACACUGUUUUUAUGUAUAUCCCACAAAAAAGGUGAUGAGAGUCUUUAUUUUUGUCAGUAUUUUGUACUUACACUACAGUAGCACUUUUAUUCGACUUGGUACAGAAGCUCUGAUAACAAAACCGCUCACACGCCUUCAGCUAGCCGCCGUACAGCCAACGCACAGCUAAACAUGCUCUUGUUUUGAAGCCAUAAACUGGAGAUAAGAUGUAGAAAUGUAUUUAAAGAUAUUUCAAACCCCCCACCCCCAAAACUUUUAUUUUGAAGAGGAAUCUAAAUUUGUACGAUGUGCUGUAAAUAUUCAGAGCUUUGCACCUUGAAAGAAAGCCUGUAUGUGUGGCAAGCCGAGUUUUAAAUCCUGGUAAGCCAAAGACUGAGAGCUAGUAAAGGACAGGAAGUAGUUUGUCUGUUGAACACGCUUACUAUGAAAUGCUUGAACAGUGUUUGAAAGAGACACCUGCUUUUUGUGAAUUGUAAAUAAACAUGGUAAAGGCAGCUCCUCGCAGAAGCAGGGUCUUCUCUUGGUGCUGGCUGGCCAAGCGCUGAGAGACCAGAAA